Haemonchus placei is the source of this 225-nucleotide messenger RNA. The record is from the annotation of a GenBank genome assembly. NCBI's taxonomy places the organism in Eukaryota, Metazoa, Nematoda, Chromadorea, Rhabditida, Trichostrongylidae.
AUGCGGUUCAAUUGGGAAACUUUGAAAGGACCGGCUGCACAUGAUGUGUAUAUGAUAGUCACACCAAAAGUUCGAGAGGAAGUUCGACGGCACUUCAACUGUUCGACCUUGGAGGGAGCAGAAUUGGAAAAUCAGGGUGGCCGCGGAACGGUAGGCGCUCACUGGGAGAAACGCAUUUUUGAGGUGAAAUUGUAUUUCCACCUUAACAGCAACUUAUACGAUUGA